ACUCUAAUAAACAGUUCUUUUCCAAAUCGGAUUGUGUGGGGUUGUCGAACGCGGAUACCCGCAUUUGUUUUUUAUUCGGAAAAUACAACAACAACAAAAAACCACAUAAACAAUAAAUUGUGCGUGCGACCACAAUAAACAAACAGAGCAAGAUAAAAUAAAAGAGAAUGUCAUCAACGCCACAACGUCAAACAAUUCAUUCCAUUCACAACAAGGAAUUUUGGACAGAGUUUUUUUGUCUCUACGAAUCUCAGCCGGCUUUGUGGGAUGUAAAUCAUGUCAAUUACAAGAAUCGACAUGUAAAAUGUGAGGCAUACGACCUGAUGUUGGAAAAGUUGAGAGAAAUCGAACCUGAUUCGGAUCGGGAGGAUGUUUUGCGUAAAAUUAACAUUUUUCGUACAAAUUAUCGGCGCGAAUGUGCCCGAAUCAAUAAUAGCUUGGAAGAGGGCCGCCAAUAUAAGUCGACAUUGUGGUAUUUUGAUUUAUUGAGUUUUUUGCAGUCGGAAACGGCGUCUCGCAGAGAAGAGAGAAAACGUAAAUUAGUAGAUGGCAGCGGAGAGAAGAGUAUUAUGCGAAAACGUCGCCACCCAUCGACAGUAUUAAAGACAAGCGAUAAACACGUAUUACGUCGACUGAAAGACAAUAUAAUUGAAUAUCAACCUCAGAUGGCCAGCACCGAUCACGAUUUCGACUAUGAUAAAUAUGAAGAAACUGAUUAUGAUUAUGUUGUGGAAAAUUUGUCCCAUGCUCUGGUGGAUGAUGAUGGCGGUGGGGUGGAUAGUGCUACUAAAAAUGACAGUACCGACAUUCAUGAUGCCCUACAAAUGAAGGAUGAACAAUUCAUUGAACAUACCAAUGGGGACGGAGACAAUGACGACAAUUCGCAGGCAGAUUACGAACACGAAUAUCAACAUUAUCCGAUGUUGGAUGAUGUUACAUCGAGUUGUAAAACUGAUCUCCGCACGAUGAGGGAUGUGACUUUAUCAAAUGGCUUAGCCUGCAGCGAUGGAAGAAAUAACAAAAAUACUAUUAUACUGCCCGAUGUUGCCGCUUCGCUUCCACAACACUCAACGAUUUAUGAUGAAUACGAUUCGGAAACGAGUGUGGACGCUACAGCAUCUACUGGCGUCGUUGUCGAUAGUAUGGAAAAUCUUAAUUCAGAAAGUCAAUGGUCUAUCAAGACACUUGUUCCCAAACAAUUCAAACUGAAAACCAUACCCAAAGAACAACAUAUUCAGGUCGUGCCCAAUAAUGACAACGAUCCAGGUGCUUCGAAUUCAACCAAUGAAAAAAUUAACAACCGAUCGUUAAUGACAAAUACCCCAAAAUAUGUACGGGAUGUUAAAACCAUGACAUCGAAACCUAUAAAUUCAUCCGAUACAAAUAAUACAAUGUCUCUUGCGUCGGAGAUAAUGGCCAGAUCUUGGGCCAUACAAUAUGACGAGCUAACGAAUGAACAGAAAUUAUUGGCCCGUAAAGCCAUCAAUGAUAUUCUUUUCGAUGCUUGUAUGAAUCAAUUAGUUUUGGAUGCAAAUGGUCGCGUUUCUACGAUAGACAGAACAAACAACUAUGAAUCGCAAAAACAUACAAAAUCAUCAGGCUCAACCAGCGAAAUCCGCGAAGUAGAAAAUGGUAGUAUAUAUGAGCAGGCCUCAUCAUCUACGUCAUCGGCACCAAUUGCCUUAAUUAGGAAUAAUGCAUCGAGUGAUCCCUGGUUAAAAUUCUCUGCCAGUAUGUCAUACAGCGACAAAUGCUCAAGGACAAACCCCGAAAAAUUCUCAACUUGGAGGAACGGGUGCAGGCCAUUCGCAUGUACGAUGAAUUGCCAGUGUAUCAGCGCGUGGCAUCGGCCUUUAAAUGCAGUUGGGAACAAAUCAAAAAUGUUGUCGCCAAUCGCAAACAGAUCCUCAAAUAUUAUGCCAGUUGUCAGAUUAUUGAUGUCAUGAAAGAUGACUCCAAAGUGGUGAGGCACAAGAAAAUCAAUUUCCUCGGCAACUGUAUGUACGAGUAUAUCAAACGGGCCCACUUCCACAAGCUACAGCAGAUAACCGAUGACGUGAUACGUGAUCGUGCCAUGGAGUUCA
Messenger RNA from Musca domestica (house fly), 2084 nucleotides. RefSeq lists its product as uncharacterized. Bases 168 to 1946 code for a protein of 592 amino acids. NCBI's taxonomy places the organism in Eukaryota, Metazoa, Arthropoda, Insecta, Diptera, Muscidae. The transcript has 3 exons. The record is from RefSeq and is a predicted model, not a curated record.